AUGAAUAGCAAUUCCUUUUUGGGCUUUAACAAUCCUUCAAAGUCUUCGUCCAACCAAGGUCUCAACCAGGGUCUCAAUCAACCCAUCCAACCCAUCCAAUCAGGUCAAUCCUCUUCUCAGCCCACUGUUCAGACCAUCGGCGAAAAACCGAAGACCAUCCAUGUCGCCCACAGACGUUCGCCUAGUGAACUCACCACCUUGAUGCUGGAACAGCUCAAUCUUCAACGUCAAUUGGAAGUUGUUCAGGCACAGCAACAGCAGAUUAUGAAACAACAGCAGCAGCUUACUGAACAAGCGGGUUCGGCUACUUUGGGUCUGCAGUCUCUUUCCCUUUCACCCAAUUCCCCUUCAAGCAAUCAACUUGGCCAGCAGCAGCAGCAACUACAGCAACUACAACAGCAGCAAUUACAGCAACAACAACCACAACCACAUCAUCGUCGUUCGUCCAGCUCAAAUACGCUGCCUCCAGACCCCGACAACCUUUCUUACUCAUCUCGGUACCAUCGUCGGACUCAGUCUUCUGUCUCUGCAUAUCACCAGCAACAGCAACAACAACAGCAGCAGCAACAGCAGCAAAGCAAGUUGGACUCUCGUCCUCAAGCACUAGGGCAUUCUCGAAGACACUCUUUAGGUCUAUCAGAGGCUCGACGUGCAGCAGCAGAGGCACAAGCUCAAAGAGUACAUUCUCCUUCUAAGUUGGGAUCGCAGACAAAUACUCAGACAAUCACUUCUUAUGCCAGUGCUGCUGCUCAGCUGCCGGCACCUCCUGCUCUCACGGUGACACCGUCUCUUGCACCGUCUCUUGCACCGCCUCCUCCUGGUUUAGCACCACCUUCUUUCAAAUUUCCUCCUUCUCCUGGUCGUUUGGAUCUUGAAGUAAACAAUCCAAUAACAGACGCUGUUCGUGGCUCUCAGUAUACCCACGGUAGAUCUCAAUCCAGCCUGCUUCCAGGCACAACUGCAUCACCCCAGCGCGGAUUCCAAUUUCCUCCUCGCGAGGAUACACUCACUCCUCCUCAACCAGCAUUUUCCGAUCGCUUCAGAACAAGCCCAAGUCACAGAAGCACUGGCUCUGAUAGUAGCAAUUGGAGAAGUGCACAGUCUUCUCCAUUUACACCCGGACAUAACAGAAAACAAGGCUCUUACGGUGGAUCUACAUCGUCCUUAUCCCAAUUUCAAAAUGGUCAACGGAAGUCUCUGUUUGCUCCCUAUUUACCUCAAUCUACUCUUCCAGAACUAAUUGGAGAAGGAAGAUUGGUCACUGGUAUAUUACGUGUCAACAAGAAGAACCGUAGUGAUGCAUACGUUUCCACAGACGGUAUGUUAGAUGCUGAUAUCUUUAUUUGUGGUUCAAAGGAUAGAAACAGAGCACUUGAAGGCGAUCUGGUGGCCGUAGAAUUGCUUGUUGUUGAUGAAGUGUGGUCUUCAAAACGUGAAAAGGAAGAGAAAAAACGUCGUAAGGAUCGAAUUACCACUUCUAAUGCCAACAACGAUGUUCAUAAUGAUGCCAGCACAGGAGAGUCUGGAUUUUUGAAUCGUCGCGGAUCACUCAAACAACGUCCUACUCAAAAGAAGAAUGAUGACGUUGAGGUCGAGGGCCAAUCGCUUUUACUAGUGGAAGAAGAACAGAUUAAUGAUAAUCAAAAACCUCUCUUUGCUGGCCAUAUCGUUGCCGUUAUUGAUAGAAUUCCGGGACAACUGUUUUCGGGUACGCUAGGUUUAUUAAGACCUUCUCAGGCUUCCAAAGACAACAAGAAGGGUAAAGAUAACAGCAACAAUAUCAACAACAACAAUAAUAAUCAUCGGCCAAAAAUUGUUUGGUUCAAGCCAACCGAUAAAAAGGUGCCACUUAUUGCCAUUCCAACGGAACAGGCACCAAAGGAUUUUGUUGAAAAUCACGACAAGUAUGGUGAUCAAAUAUUUGUCGCAUCCAUCAAGCGCUGGCCAAUUACCUCUCUACAUCCAUUUGGUACUCUAGUUUCUCAACUCGGAUGUAUGGAGGAACCGAAUGUUGAAGUGACCAGUAUUUUGCGUGAUAACAACUUCCAAGGAGAUGAGUACUUAGAAAAGCCACUAGAGAGAUAUCUAAAUGAUUUACCUUCCGUUCAGGAAGGUAUUCCUGGCAGAAGAGAUCUUAGCGGGGAGUACGUCCUUGCGUUUAGCGAAAAUGGCACUGUUUCUGACCAUGCCAUGCAUGUGAAGGUGGUGUCCAGUACUCGAAUUGAACUGGGUAUCCACAUCGCUGAUGUCACUUACUUCAUUAGACGUGACUCCUCUUUGGACAAGCGUGCACGGAAACGGUCUCACGGCGUAACGCUUCCUCAGAAAACUGUUGGGCUUUUGCCCGAACCGGUUGCCGAGGCCAUCUCUUUCCAUGUUAAUCAGCCUUGUCUAGCGCUCAGUGUGGUGUUUGAAGUUGAUUCCGCUACUUUUGAAGUUGCUGAUGUGUGGAUGGGUGAAACCGUGGUGAGACCAGCACAAAGGGUCAGCUACGAAACUGUCAGUACUCUUCUCCAAUCGGGCUCUUCUGCAGCCGACUCUGCUACCGCUGGUUACGUCGCCACUUUGGAACUAAUAGCUGCGAGAUUGCGCAAGAAACGAUUGGGAAAUCCUGAUUUAGAUCCUCGGAGCUCUACUUCGUUGCUUGACCAGUUGGAUGAUGAAAGAGUACGCCCUACUCUUAACAUCUAUGACUCUGAGCCAGCUGAGACUCUCGUGUCUGAAAUUUUCCAUGCUGUGAACUCUGCCGUCGCCCAGAAGAUUCAUUCGGGACUUGGCUCUAGAUCAUUACUUCGCCGUUAUCCAAUGCCAACCCUUUCCAAAUUUGAAGUUCAUCUGGCCAAGAUUGAGAGGCUGGGUGUUAAGCUGGACACCUCCAAUGCCGCUACGUUCCAGAAUUCUGUUCUAAGCAUUACCGACCCUGUGAAGCGUGCUGCGGUGCAGACAAUUCUUGUCAAGUGCAUGCCACGUGGUAGAUACAUUGUGGCAGGCCGUGCACAGCAGAAUCUGGGUCACUAUUUGUUUAAUACCCCUACUUACACUCACUUUACCUCGCCAUUGCGUCGUUACACUGAUUUUGUCGUUCACAGACAACUUAAGACAGUAAUUUCAGGCUCUGUGGAUCAGUAUCCUGAGACCGAAGAGUCUCUUAAGGUGACUUGUGACUACUGCAACUUCAAAAAGGAUUGUGCUCGUGCUGCACAGGAUCAAGCAGUUCACCUUUUACUUUGCCAGACUGUCAAUGACAUGUCCCGUGAAACAGGCCAGGUUCUAUGUACAGGAGUUGUUUUGCAAGUGUAUGAGUCGUCAUUUGAUGUGUAUCUUCCAGAAUUCGGCAUAGAGAAGCGAGUCCAUGGUGACCAGCUUCCUGUGCGUAAAGCUGAAUUUAACAAGGGUGAAAGAGUGCUCGAAUUGUAUUGGGAGCCAGGUGUUGAUGCUGCUACGUACGUUCCAGAGGACGAGAAUGAUGCCCUAUCGUAUAGAGCCUCGAUCAGAAACAAAUAUCGUGCCCCCGCUGUAGAUGCGGCUUCUCAUCAGGCCAAUAAUAAUUAUCUUCUAAGCUCGCAGAUGACGGCCAGAUUGCAGAGCAUGCACCUUAAACCUCCUAUGUUGAAUUUAGCUCCUAAGGACAAUACAGACAGCUAUUUGGAUGCCUUUUUGCGCAUGUGCGUGACGAGAGUGGAAGGAGACAACCACAUUCAGGAAGUUCGGGUUCUGCAGCAUAUUCCAGUACUAUUACGAUCGGAAAUUGGUAUGGCUUUGCCAUGCUUGACUGUUAGAACGUUGAACCCAUUCUGA
Brettanomyces nanus is the source of this 3798-nucleotide messenger RNA. RefSeq lists its product as uncharacterized. Gene Ontology annotation, cellular component: P-body; exosome (RNase complex). NCBI's taxonomy places the organism in Eukaryota, Fungi, Ascomycota, Pichiomycetes, Pichiales, Pichiaceae. Gene Ontology annotation, molecular function: 3'-5'-RNA exonuclease activity; RNA binding. Bases 1 to 3798 code for a protein of 1265 amino acids. Gene Ontology annotation, biological process: mRNA catabolic process. The record is from RefSeq and is a predicted model, not a curated record. The transcript has a single exon.